AUGAUGUUCCAUAGCUCCGCUGUUGUCCUGGCGGCCCUCGCCGGGCCCGCCUCCGCUAGCUACGCCUUCUACGUCGGCAAGGACCUCACCGCCGAUGGCAGCGUCAUGGUCGGCGGCACCGGCGAAGAGGUCUCCUCUCACUGGCUGCAGCUGUUUCCAGCCCGCGACCACGCGCCGAACGCCACCAUCACCGUUGGCGUCACGGAGAAGGCCAGCAUCCCCGGCGAGCUCUUCACCAUCCCCCAGGUCGGCCACACCUACCGGUAUAUGUCGAUGGAGUACUCCGACUUUGAGGGCUUCCCGGCGCCGCUCACCAAUGGCGGCCUCAAUGAGAACGGAGUCACUGUCCGCGACGUCUGGGCACAGAACCGCGAAGAACUGGUUGAGAUGACGCUCACGCCUCAGCACGGCAUCCAGUACAGCGACCUCGCGCGCAUCGUCAUGGAGCGAGCGAAGACUGCGCGGGAAGGCGUGGAGAUCAUUGGUGACCUGAUGAGUCAGUACGGCGAGGCGACGUACGGCGGCAACACGCACCUGGUCGCUGAUAAGGAUGAAGGCUGGGUUGUAUGGGAGAUGGCGGGCGGCAAAAAACUGUGGGCGGCCGAACGCCUCAAAUCCGAUGAGGUCCGCGUGCUGUACCCCGGGUACAUCGAGGAUUUCCCCACAGACUUUGCCAACAGCUCAGACUACAUGGGCUCCGAAAACAUCGUCUCCUUCGCAGUCGAGCAGGGAUGGUGGGACCCCAACAGCGGCGAGCCCCUGAAGGAGGGGAUCGACGCCGACCUUCUGCGCAUCUGGAACGCCCCCGCCACCUCCGUUUCGUCGCCGUUUGUGCCGUGGUGGCUCGGCGUCAACGGCGUUCCUCCCGAGUUCGGCGAGCACCGGUACCUCACCACCGGUGCGUCCAGCAGCUUCCUGAACCCUGACUACCAGCUCCAAGAGGCGAGCGUCUUUGCCGGCCGCAUCUUCAAGCGUGUACUGUACUACAUGUGCUCCGCACCUGACACCUACCUGCCGAUUGUCACGCAGAUGCUCACGGGCUUCGAGAACCAGAGCCGCAGUGAUAUCGACUGGGUCGAGACGAGCGCCAAGCUCCUCAUCGAGAAUAACGAGCGUGAGGCCGCGCACUCUUUGCUCACGUACUACUCUCAUAGCAGGGCCUCGAAGGCGCUCGAGCUUGGAAAGACCAUUACUAAUGCGCUUGAUGGGCACAUUAAGCUGACGGGUCAGUGGCGCAAUCCUGUCGGUAGCGAGAUCAAUGAUGCUGGCGAGGGGGCAGAGACGGUCAACUGCCUGGUUGGCUAUGACCCUGAUCAGCCUAUUUGGAAGCAGCCUGCACACCCUACCAAGCGUAGAAGUCUGAGAAAGAAAUUGGUUGUUCAGCGCAAUUGGAGCUAG
Molecule: messenger RNA, 1398 nt
Organism: Colletotrichum spaethianum
Lineage: Eukaryota; Fungi; Ascomycota; Sordariomycetes; Glomerellales; Glomerellaceae
Product: putative dipeptidase
Exons: 2
Coding region: 1-1398 (465 amino acids)
Biological process (GO): proteolysis
Molecular function (GO): cysteine-type exopeptidase activity; dipeptidase activity
Source: RefSeq, a predicted model, not a curated record